Messenger RNA from Phalacrocorax carbo (great cormorant), 3900 nucleotides. The record is from RefSeq and is a predicted model, not a curated record. NCBI's taxonomy places the organism in Eukaryota, Metazoa, Chordata, Aves, Suliformes, Phalacrocoracidae.
UCCGGGGCCCGGCCCCGCGGCGAGCCCGGCCCGUGGUACCAUCUAGUGGCACCGCGCCGCCCGGCCGGGGCUCGGCGAGGCCCCGGGGUGCGGGGCAGCCCGGGUCGGCCCCGCCGGUUCUCCCGGCCGGUCCCUUCGCGCCAGCGUGCCCCAGCCCCGGGGGACAAACGUGUCACGGGCAGGGUCAGCCCCAGACGGGAAAACAGCUCGUCACUGAUGCCCGGCUCGGUGCAGCGGGGAAGGUGCCGGCGGCUGUAACGAGGCUGCUGCACGGGAGGGCGGCCGGUGGCCCCGGGGACGCUGCGGCCGGGCCCGGGAAGCGGCGGCCGCCCGGACGGGAGCGACUCCGUUCCCCCCCUCGGGGUUGUCGUGGAGCUGCGGCGAGGAGGAGCCGCCUGAUGCCGAUCUGAUGGGCAGUGGCGAAAGCGGCGGCUCCAUGUCUCCAGCUUCGGGGUGGCGGCUGGUGGCCGGGGUAUUCAGGAGGAGCUGGUCCCCCCGCGAUGCCCUGCCACAGGGCUGUGACCUCCUGCAGCAUCUGUACUGACCCAGGCUGGAGGCAGCAGCCUAGACGGAGAGGCGAGGUGUGGAGCUUAUUUCUGUCACUGCAGGAAAAAGGAACGAUAUGGGGCUGGUCCUCAGGCAGUGUCUGGCCCACAAAGGGUUACACAAGGCACCCUGGAGUGAUACCACUGCCACCAGCCCAGGAGCUCGGCUCCUUCCUGGUCGGUUCGGAGGCUUGCCCGAAGUGGGAUUGAGGAAGGGGACAGGGACUGCAAAGAGGAGCCGGAGCCAGUCCGUGCCCCCAGCCACCGGGCAGGAGCUGCCGCACCAGCCGGCCACCACCGUUGCCCUCCCUUGCUUGUGCUGGCAGGUGGCCACCAUGGAGGAGAUGGUGAUCUGGGAGCAGCACAUGGUGACACUGAGCAAUGACCCUCAAUGGGGCUUUGGCUUCGCUGCCUCCAGAGGCCGGGACCAUCCCAACAUGAUGACCAGGGACACAGUGGUGGUUGUUUCGGAUGUGGUGUCCAGGGGACCCGCAGUGGGCCGGCUCCAGAGGAAGGAUCACAUUGUGAUGGUGAAUGGCCUUUCCAUGGAGAACGUCUCGUCCUCCUUUGCCAUCCAGACACUUAAAAUGUGUGGCAAGAUUGCCAACAUUACACUGAAAAGAUCAAAGAAAGUCCACCUUCCCGUGAGCAAGAGCAGGCCCAUGUACUCCACCAAGCCCUGGCGCUAUGUCUCAAAUGAGGACUGUGGGUCGCAUGGUGCGGAUCCGGCCUUGCACCGCUCGCGGGAUGACCUGGACCACAGCCAGGGCUAUGACGGGGACUCAUCCAGCAAGAGGAGCUCUGGCCGCCACCAGGAUGACCACCGCCUCCACAAGUCAGUGUCCCAGAGCCGGAGGCGAAGCCAGGACGGCAGCCACUGGAGGCAGAGCCCCAGCAGUGGCUCAGAUCAGAGGGGCAACAGCCGGCACUGCUCUGCCAAUGGCUUCAGCCAUGAAUGGGACACCAACGGGCUAGCCCUAGUGUCGGGCUUCAAGCGGUUGCCAUACCAGGAUGUGCUGAUGAAGCCCAUCACGUCAGUCCUGGUGAAGCAGAACGAAGAGUAUGGCCUGAAGCUGGGAAGUCAGCUCUUUAUCAAGCAUAGUGGGCUGGCAGCAAAGGACAACAACUUGCAGGAGGGAGACCUCAUCCUGAAGAUCAACGGGGUGGCCAGAGAGGACAUGUCCCUGGCUGACACCCAACAGCUCAUUGAGCAGACAGAGGGGACCCUGACCCUGCUCAUCCUCCAGGACCACUGGCAGUUCCUGGUCAACAACCCUGACAUAGAAGACAGCCAGAGCAACAGCUCCUGGAUGGAUGAUAUCUCUGGCAUUGACUCUGAACUGUUCCAUCCGCCAUCCCCUGAGACCUCCCCGUGACCUCUAGCUGCUGCCAGGAUGGAUUCACCGCCGGAGAGGAGACAAUCAAACAGUGACCCUGCGGCCGAUGUGAUUGUGGACAAUGCUCAGGGCCCUGACCUGCUGGAAGCUGUGGAGGGGGAUGGCUGCCAUGGCCCCCACGCCAGCCCCGCUGCCUGCAAGGAUGGGUACAGCGCUGACCCCAGGGUUGUGCACUUCGUGAAGGCCAAGAGCGUCGGGCUGCGGCUGGCUGGCGGGAACAACGUUGGCAUCUUCAUGUCAAGCAUGCAGGAGGGGAGCCCAGCCAACAGCCAGGGUGUCUGGGAAGGGGACCAGAUCCUGGGGCCGUGUCUAAGUGUUUUUCUGCGGCAGGUGAACGACACCAGCUUCCAGAACCUGACUUGUGAGGAGGCUAUGGAGUAUCUCCAUGUUCCUCCUCAGCCACCUCUUCCCCGAUGGUCCCUCUCACCAUGGGCUCCAGUUUACAGGAAGAUGAUCUCGUCCAAUGUGGGUGACUCAUUCUACAUAUGGAUGCACUUUGACUUUGAGAAGGACACACUGUCAGGGCUCAGCUUCGCCUGUGGGGAUGUCUUCCAUGUGCUGGACACCAUGUAUCGAGGCAGGCUGGGGAGCUGGCUGGCUGUGCGUAUGGGCAAGGACCUGCAGGAGCAGGACAUCAUCCCCAACCGGAGCAGGGCCGAGCAGAUCGCUAGCCUGGAGUCAGUGCUGAAAGCCAUGUCCGGUGCCAACCCCUCCGGGGCACAGGCUGAGUUUUGGAAGCUGUGGGACCUGUGGGGAGCCAAGAAGGUGCUGCGGAAGAGCCGGGAGGACCUGUCUGCCCUUGCAAAGCAAGGCCGCUACCCACCAUAUGAGAGGGUGGUCCUUGAAGAAAGCUUCAAGCAGCUGGUGGUGAUCCUAGGCCCGAUUGCAGACGUAUGUCUGCAGAAGCUGAGCAUGGAGCUGCCCGAGCUGUUUGAGAUUGCCUCAAGCGUGCCCCGAGACGGGGCAUCAUCCAAGGUCAUCAAGUUGGACUCAGCGCGGCAGAUCACAGAAAAGGACAAGCAUGCCUUGUUGGACAUCACACCCUUGGCUGUGGAGUGCCUCAACUACAUGCAGUACUACCUGGUGGUGGUGUUUUGCAAGCCUGAGAGCCGGCAGGGCAUCAAGGCCAUGCUGGCGCCCAACUCCAGGAAGAGCUCCCAGCACCUCUGUGCCCAGGCCAGCAAGAUGAAGAAGUACUGCAGCUACCUCUUCACCGCCACCAUCAGCCUCAGCAGCAGUAGCAACACCUGGUAUGAGGCAAUCAAAGACAUUAUCAGGACCCAACAGAGCCAGCCUGUUUGGACAGCAGUGGAGCAGGCAGAUGUGGCACCAGAGGAUAGUCUGGACCUGCUGAAUCAGAGUGCGGCAGCCUCAGGCUACCUGACCUGUGAUAGUCAGGCCAAUAGCAACUAUGACACAGAUGGCGAGGUGGGCGCCUACACUGACGGCGAGGCAGAGGAUGCCUAUGACCAGUCUGGGCGUGCCCACUCCUCUGAGCCAGCGCAGGUGUCUCCAAGCCACAGCAUGAGCGAGCAGGUGACUGAGCAGCAGCAGCAGCGCUAUGACAGCAUCAGGUAUCCUGCACACCAGGCAGGUGGCAGAGGCAUUACCACAGCUUCUCACCCCCCAGGGGGAUAUGAGCAUGAUGCUGUGAGGAAGAGGUUCACACAGGCCAGGGAUGACUCAGACCAGGACAAAGGCUAUGAGUGGGGCCCAGCUACAGCUGUGUAACAGCACCACUGGCCUCUCUCCCACUGGGCAGCCAGGCCCCUCGGGCCAGUCCUGCCACAGCCCUAUGCCACUGGGUCCACAUGACAGGCCAGGUAGUGCCACACAGCACCCCACGGCCACGCUGGGUUGGGCCUAAUCCUGCUGUACCCCUUACCACCCAGCACCACCAAGUGCCUCCUUUUGCCACAGCCUCUGCUACUGGAAUAAAAGGGAUGUUUUGAUCAGGA